AUGAGCAUCACUUUUCAUAACUUAUGGCUACUUUUGACAGUGUUAUGCACUGCAGGUAUUCGUGCUGACUAUAUCUGGAACAACUGCUCUGUUGAAAACAGUCAUCCUCCGCUGGAAGAAAUACGUGUCUUGUGUCGUGUGGCGGAACAGCUUCGAGGGUUACCGGAGACAGUAAGUUCUGCUGUGGAAACUGCCGCUGCUGCUUCGAGUAAAGCAUUUGAAGCAAAGGUACAAGCAGAGGAAGCUGUGGAACUUGCCGAGUCGAGAGGUCUAAACGUUACGAAAGCAAAGGAAGCUGCUGUGAGAGCAACACUCGCUGCUGAAGCUGCGGCCACGGCUGCAAGUAAUGUGGAAAUUAACGCUGCAAAUAUUGCUGCGGUGCCGUGGUUACAACCAAUCUCUGAUGCAGGUUUGGAAAACCUUUCUAAAUGCGAGCACAUAGACAAGUAUGUGCAGGAGGCGGCAGCAGAGUGCUCAAAGAAAGCAGAACAUGUGACGGCUCAAUCGCUUAGUGCGGCACUGGAAGGGUUGGAGAAUCUAUUCACUGAUGUGAGUACUAGGGAAGCCUUACGGAAGGAAACCAUUGAGUUUCACACUGAGCUGAAAUCGUUAGAGGAACAUGUCGAAGAGGCUGUCCGUGCACAAAAACGGGCUGAGGAUGCAGCUGCAUAUGCGAAUCAAACAGUCGGUACAAAUACGGGACCAGUUGGAAAUUCUGUUGCAUCACCUGAAGGGUCAGUGCUGCUACUGAUGGCUGGACUGUUUCUCGGUUCUGUACUGUAA
Messenger RNA from Trypanosoma brucei brucei TREU927, 783 nucleotides. RefSeq names its product bloodstream stage alanine-rich protein BARP. The coding region runs from base 1 to 783 and encodes 260 amino acids. NCBI's taxonomy places the organism in Eukaryota, Euglenozoa, Kinetoplastea, Trypanosomatida, Trypanosomatidae. The record is from RefSeq and is a predicted model, not a curated record. The transcript has a single exon.